Aspergillus ibericus CBS 121593 is the source of this 1296-nucleotide messenger RNA. Its product is annotated as alpha/beta-hydrolase. Bases 1 to 1296 code for a protein of 431 amino acids. The record is from RefSeq and is a predicted model, not a curated record. The transcript is spliced from 4 exons. Lineage: Eukaryota; Fungi; Ascomycota; Eurotiomycetes; Eurotiales; Aspergillaceae.
AUGGCGUCAUCUCCAUUCAUAAUCACAGAGCAUAUCGUCGAUUGCCAGUAUAUCCGAGAGUAUCCUCGAGCAACGCGAUUAACAGAAGAUUCUUUAAAGCUGGUCGUUAAAAGGUAUACGCCAAAAUCGAAUCCAAAUCCUCGGCCCGGAGAUAUCACCAUCAUUGCUGGCGCCGGCGGCGGAUACCCCAAGGAACUUUACGAGCCAAUAUGGGAAGAAAUUUACGAAAGAUUGAAGCGCAAUGGUCUUCGCAUUCGCUCUAUUUGGAUUGCGAACCCUGCCAAUCAGGGUGCAAGUGCAGAACUCAACGAAGAAUCACUCGGAAAUGACCCAUCAUGGUUCGAUCACAGUCGAGAUCUGCUUUACAUGAUUAACCAGUUCAAGGCCGAUAUGCCAAGGCCACUCAUGGGGCUCGCGCACAGCCUCGGGGCUGGACAACUAAUGCACCUGUCUCUAAUUCACCCCCGGCUUUUCAAUUCUCUCGUACUCGUGGAACCAGUGUUUACGAAAGAUUUUAUCUCGGGGAAAGGGCCAAGCUUCCUGAAAUUUGCGAUUAGCAGAAAGGAUGUCUGGCAAUCCCAGGCAGAAGCAGCCGUCUACUUUAAGAAGUUCUACAAGCAAUGGGACCCACGAACCUUGAGCCUCUGGCUACAGUAUGGCCUCAAGAAGGUACGCUCGGAAACCGAUGCAGCUGAAACCGAUGAUCCAGUGUCCGCAGUCACACUGGUCACUUCAAAGUACCAAGAAGCGGCACAAUAUGGGCGCCCCAACUUCCUUAACAAGCAAUUGCUGGACCUUGAGAACAACCCUGAACCAGAUACUCCCCACGAUGCCACUUUUCACCCAGAUGUUGUGGGUCCACCCGAAGAAGUGUUUCCGUUCUAUCGCGCGGAAGGGAACAUCUUGUGGAGGGCAGUAAAACACAUUCGGCCAUCGGUCUUAUAUAUCUAUGGAGAAGAAAGUCCCGUUUCGACAGCAGCCCAGCGCGCAUAUAAGCUGCAAAAUACUGGGGCGGGGAUUGGAGGCAGCGGGGGAUACAAGAACGGUCGAGUCAAGGAGGUUGUAUGCCCUCAUGCUAGUCACGAACUUCCGUUCGAGGAUGUCACGGGUGUCGCUGAAGCGACCGCAGAGUGGCUGAAGCAAGAGACAGCGAAAUGGAAAGAGGAGGAAGAACGGAUCCAAAAGGGAUGGCUGGAGCUCACGACCAAAGAGAGAACCACUUUCCCUGAGGAGUGGUAUACGCAUCUAAACAGCUACUUCGAGAAGGGGAAGAAAAACCAGAGAGCAAAGCUAUGA